Molecule: messenger RNA, 2443 nt
Organism: Lampris incognitus (smalleye Pacific opah)
Lineage: Eukaryota; Metazoa; Chordata; Actinopteri; Lampriformes; Lampridae
Product: homeobox-containing protein 1-like
Exons: 10
Coding region: 74-1684 (536 amino acids)
Biological process (GO): positive regulation of DNA-templated transcription
Cellular component (GO): nucleus
Molecular function (GO): double-stranded telomeric DNA binding
Source: RefSeq, a predicted model, not a curated record
CAAGACAUUGUUGUCGAUUUUUGUGGUUGGCUGCAUGAAAAAACGAAUUUGUUAUUGUUUUUGCUAGAGUUACAUGGUUGGGUGGCCAAGCGAAAUCGAGCCUGUAUUCCCCAUUUCUCCCUCCUCCUAUCCUGCCUUUUCUUUCCUCUCAUCCAACAGUGGGAUGUCUGAGCUCAGCGAAGAGCCACGCUUCACAAUUGAACAGAUAGAUCUUCUGCAACGUCUGCGUCACACCGGUAUGACCAAGCAGGAGAUCCUGCAUGCACUGGACACCCUCGACCGGCUGGACCGGGAGCACGGCCUCAAGUUUGGCAGACGCGCCUCAUCCUCUUCCUCGUCCUCCUCCCACAGUGGAAGUGGGGCCAACAGCUUCAGCAACAACAACACCUCCAGUACAAUUACUGCCAUCACAACAUUCAACAGCAACACGGCCUCACUAGCCACCACCUCUUCAGCCUUCUGUAAUGGAAACAACGGUAGUGUCAGCAACAGCGGCGACAGCAGCAACGGUGCAGUUGAACACUCGGCAACCUCCAAAGUCUCCACUGCCACCCAGACAGAGUUCUGUGCUGGUGGGGUUCUCUCACCAUCUCACAGUUAUGCCACCUCCCCUCCCCCAGGACCUCCCCCACCAUCCACCAUUCUACCCUCCCCAGUCUCACUGGUGGCUCUGUCGCAGAACAGCCAUGACAGCCUGGCGGCCGUGCCCAAUGGGAGGCUAUCACCACCACGCUACCCAGUAAACAGUGCUGUGGCUGUGCGGGCCUUCAGUGGGUUUGAAGCCACUGAGGAGGACCUUGAACUUGAUGACAAGGUGGAAGAGCUGAUGAGGAGGGACAGUAGUCUGGUGAAAGAAGAGAUCAAGGCCUUCCUGGGGAACAGGAGGAUUUCUCAGGCAGUGGUGGCACAAGUCACUGGGAUCAGCCAGAGCAGAAUCUCACAUUGGCUUCUUCAGCAUGGCUCGGACUUGAGCGAGCAGAAGAAGAGGGCCUUCUACCGGUGGUACACAUUGGAGAAGACCACCCCAGGUGCCACAUUAACUAUGCGGCCAGCCCCAGUAGCUUUUGAGGAGAUGGAGUGGCAGCAAACUCUACCUCCCAUUACCACUGCCCCAGGAACCUUUCGGCUGCGCAGGGGGAGCCGCUUCACCUGGAGAAAAGAAUGCCUGGCUGUGAUGGAGAGCUACUUCAAUGACAACCAGUACCCAGAUGAGGCCAAGAGAGAGGAGAUAGCCAAUGCCUGCAAUGCUGUAAUUCAGAAACCAGGGAAGAAGCUGUCUGAUCUGGAAAGAGUAACCUCCCUUAAGGUUUACAACUGGUUUGCCAACCGUCGCAAGGAGAUCAAGAGGCGGGCUAACAUCGAAGCCACAAUAUUGGAGAGUCAUGGGAUAGAUGUGGCAAGUCCCGGAGGACACUCAAACAGCGAUGACAUCGAUGGGAAUGACUUCUCAGAGCAGGCCUGUGACCUACCCUACUUUGACAAGAGACCUCUCAGCAGACCCUUCGGCUUCUACAGACUUGAGCCUUCUUCUCCAACACAGGAUGAUGGCUCAGGGCAGAGCGAGCACCAGGACCCUAUCUCUCUGGCUGUGGAGAUGGCUGCUGUCAACCACACUAUCCUGGCACUGUCCAGGACUGGAGGGGUCCCCAGCGAGAUCAAGACCGAGUCCGCGGAGGAGGAAUGAACUACAUAAGAACUUGGGAUGGAAGGAUAGAAGGGUGUAGAGAAGAACAGUCAGUGUGUAAGAAGGGGAAAGGCAUUGAUGAGGAGCGAAGGGAAGACCAGGGCUAUUAGAAUUAAUCAGUAAUUAGUUAAUCCUUAUGAAUUUGUCUGUUGUCCAGUCUCCUCCUGGCUAUUUCUACCGUCCCAACCUCCCCUGUCUUCCUAUCAAGUUGUGUACAUGGUAUUUACUGUAAGACUGUACAUGUUCUGCUCUUCUGUGGAAAGAUGAGAAGGGGCUAAUCCAGACAUUUAUGCCCCCAUCAGUGUUUUUUUUUCUUGGGUACUUCUGCUGGGGGUUCCCCUUGUCCUCCUUCUCAUCUUCUCCCUUUUGUGAACUCUCUUCUUCUUCUUCUCCCAAUGAAUCCUUUCCCUCUGCUUCCUUCUCCUUGCGAGGUUGUCUGAGUCGAUCGUCAGUUGAUCUCAUCUCACGUCAACCUCUGAAUAAUGUGUACUGUAUAUAUAUGUAUAUGUAUAUAUAUAUAUAUAUAUAUAUAUAUAUAUAUAGUUAUUAUAGCUCUCCAUUGCACACCCAUCCUUGUGUGCUACCUAUCCCUAAACUCCUCUUCAUAAUUCUUAUGCUAUUAAUCGGUGCAACAUCAAUGGCCUUCUCCCGUUGCAUGGGCUAGAGAUGAAGAGGCAGAUGAUGAUGGACGACAAAGUUACAGACGUGUUUUCCCUCCUCCUGUCACUGAGAAGAAUAAUGGUGGUUUAACUAUUAAAC